Messenger RNA from Nomascus leucogenys (northern white-cheeked gibbon), 2332 nucleotides. It is a transcript of the gene ATL1, whose product is annotated as atlastin GTPase 1. The record is from RefSeq and is a predicted model, not a curated record. Gene Ontology annotation, molecular function: GTPase activity; GTP binding. NCBI's taxonomy places the organism in Eukaryota, Metazoa, Chordata, Mammalia, Primates, Hylobatidae. Gene Ontology annotation, biological process: endoplasmic reticulum organization; protein homooligomerization.
UGUUUAUUUGUGUGUGUUUUCCGUUGAAAAUGUUGCAGUACAUGGUCUAUCACUGUCUUCACGCUCUGGGGGUGGGCUGAGGUAGGGAGGGUGUGACGCUGGUAUUUGUGUGAACUCGGGCUUGUGAUGCUGAGCUUGGUUCAUCUGCUUUCUCCUCCCUUUUCUCCCCACUCCUUCCCACCAGCGCCACAGCAACAUCCUCAGAGUCUGAGCGAACUGCGCCCAGCGCGGGCACGGAGCCUUCCACCGCCAGCAACCUGCGGCCCCGGAGAAGGCAGCGAGCGCAGUGACAGCGCCUCACCGCCACCAGCUCCUGGACCACCAUGGCCAAGAACCGCAGGGACAGAAACAGUUGGGGUGGAUUUUCGGAAAAGGCAUAUGAAUGGAGCUCAGAAGAGGAGGAGCCAGUGAAAAAGGCAGGACCAGUCCAAGUCCUCAUUGUCAAAGAUGACCAUUCCUUUGAGUUAGAUGAAACUGCGUUAAAUCGGAUCCUUCUCUCAGAGGCUGUCAGAGACAAGGAGGUUGUUGCUGUAUCUGUUGCUGGAGCGUUUAGAAAAGGAAAAUCAUUCCUGAUGGACUUCAUGUUGAGAUACAUGUACAACCAGGAAUCAGUUGAUUGGGUUGGAGAUUACAAUGAACCACUGACUGGUUUUUCAUGGAGAGGUGGAUCUGAACGAGAGACCACAGGAAUUCAGAUAUGGAGUGAAAUCUUCCUUAUCAAUAAACCUGAUGGUAAAAAGGUUGCAGUGUUAUUGAUGGAUACUCAGGGAACCUUUGAUAGUCAGUCAACUUUGAGAGAUUCAGCCACAGUAUUUGCCCUUAGCACAAUGAUCAGCUCAAUACAGGUAUAUAACUUAUCCCAAAAUGUCCAGGAGGAUGAUCUUCAGCACCUCCAGCUUUUCACUGAGUAUGGCAGACUGGCAAUGGAGGAAACAUUCCUGAAGCCAUUUCAGAGUCUGAUAUUUCUUGUUCGAGACUGGAGUUUCCCAUAUGAAUUUUCAUAUGGAGCCGAUGGUGGUGCCAAAUUCUUGGAAAAACGCCUCAAGGUCUCAGGGAACCAGCAUGAAGAACUACAGAAUGUCAGAAAACACAUCCAUUCCUGUUUCACCAACAUUUCCUGUUUUCUGCUACCUCAUCCUGGCUUAAAAGUAGCUACCAAUCCAAACUUUGAUGGAAAAUUGAAAGAAAUAGAUGAUGAAUUCAUCAAAAACUUGAAAAUACUGAUUCCUUGGCUACUUAGUCCCGAGAGCCUAGAUAUUAAAGAGAUCAAUGGGAAUAAAAUCACCUGCCGGGGUCUGGUGGAGUACUUCAAGGCUUAUAUAAAGAUCUAUCAAGGUGAAGAAUUACCACAUCCCAAAUCCAUGUUACAGGCCACAGCAGAAGCUAACAAUUUAGCAGCCGUGGCAACUGCCAAGGACACAUACAACAAAAAAAUGGAAGAGGUUUGUGGUGGUGACAAACCAUUUCUGGCCCCAAAUGACUUGCAGACCAAACACCUGCAACUUAAGGAAGAAUCUGUGAAGCUAUUCCGAGGGGUGAAGAAGAUGGGUGGGGAAGAAUUUAGCCGGCGUUACCUGCAGCAGUUGGAGAGUGAAAUAGAUGAACUUUACAUCCAAUAUAUCAAGCACAAUGAUAGCAAAAAUAUCUUCCAUGCAGCUCGUACCCCAGCCACACUGUUUGUAGUCAUCUUUAUCACAUAUGUGAUUGCUGGUGUGACUGGAUUCAUUGGUUUGGACAUCAUAGCUAGCUUAUGCAAUAUGAUAAUGGGACUGACCCUUAUCACCCUGUGCACCUGGGCAUAUAUCCGGUACUCUGGAGAAUACCGAGAGCUGGGAGCUGUAAUAGACCAGGUGGCUGCAGCUCUGUGGGACCAGGGAAGUACAAAUGAGGCUUUGUACAAGCUUUACAGUGCAGCAGCAACCCACAGACAUCUGUAUCAUCAAGCUUUCCCUACACCAAAGUCGGAAUCUACUGAACAAUCAGAAAAGAAAAAAAUGUAAUCCAAAUUUUAAGAAAUACAGGUGCAUGACCAAUUGUCAAUUAAAUAUUCAGUUUUAUGUCUCCAUGCAAACAUUCAAAGUGCUUCCAUCAGAACAGAGUAAAAUACUAAACACCUCUGAAGACUGCAAACUGGAUUAGUUCUUUUACUUCAGUGUUUAAUAAGCAGAUGUAUGUAUGCAUGGUUAUACUAUUUUGUUAAUGUACAAUUUCCUGAUUUUUCUUCAAAAAUGCUGUUAUAAAGUAUUUGUCUAUUUAUGAUAACAGUACACGUGUUCUGCUUGAAUUUACUAAAUUCUACUACUGGGUUAUAAUUAAACCAUGUGAUAUUCCA